Molecule: messenger RNA, 2095 nt
Organism: Xylona heveae TC161
Lineage: Eukaryota; Fungi; Ascomycota; Xylonomycetes; Xylonales; Xylonaceae
Product: putative Na/H antiporter
Exons: 5
Coding region: 242-1924 (560 amino acids)
Biological process (GO): sodium ion export across plasma membrane; regulation of membrane potential; proton export across plasma membrane
Cellular component (GO): plasma membrane
Molecular function (GO): sodium:proton antiporter activity
Source: RefSeq, a predicted model, not a curated record
AAGAAUUGGACCACUCUGAUGAUCUUCUACGUGGAAGCUCCAUUCUAUAUGAAUAGUCUUGUUCGAUAACCCAACGAGAGCACAAUCUGGUGUCUUUUUGCAAGGCCUCUUUGGGAACUUUCCUUAGAUGAGUAUCCUUUGAAAGAUUUCUAGGUUGCCGGACAGAGCCGGUUUUCAAUACUUGAUUGAUCUUCAAUCUGCAGCUCCAAGGCAUUUUGCGGUCGAUCGACUACUCUAGAAUAUGCCGACUCUUGCUGUCACGAAUUUCAACAUUGUUUGUGCGACACUUGGAGGCUUCAUAACUGUCUUCGGACUGGUAUCUUACCUCUUCAAAGAGAAGCUAUAUCUGUCAGAAGCUCUUAUAUCGUUAUUGGCAGGUGUCAUAUUCUCUCCGCACGCCGCGAAUUUCCUCAAACCACUCGAAUAUGCUGCUGGCUCGGCUGAAGUUCUAAACACAAUCACACUUUAUUUCGCUCGACUAGUGCUUGGUGUUCAGCUUGUCAUAGCCGGAGUUCAGCUGCCAAGCAAAUAUCUUUUGAAGGAAUGGAAGACCCUGGCUCUUCUUCUUGGACCCGGAAUGGUCGCCAUGUGGAUUUCAAGCGCCCUGCUCAUAUGGGCUCUAGUACCGCAUUUGUCCUUUCUUCAUGCCUUGGCCGUGGGAUCUUGCAUUACUCCAACAGACCCUGUCCUUUCAAACACGAUUGUGAAGGGCAAGUUCGCCGACAAAAAUGUUCCUAAAGAGCUACAAAAGGUCAUUGUUGCUGAGUCAGGUGCCAAUGACGGACUUGGUUAUCCGUUCUUGUUCCUCGCACUGUAUUUAAUCAAAUAUACAGGCGAUCAUGGCUUGGGUCAGACCGGCGGCGCCGGCAGAGCCAUUGGGUUUUGGUUUGUCGAAACUUGGAUAUACACGAUCAUUUUGAGCAUCAUAUACGGAGCUACAGUAGGUUGGAUUGCCAAGGAACUCUUGCAUUGGGCAGAGGAAAGGAGAUUCGUCGACCGUGAAAGCUUCCUUGUAUUUGCCAUUACUCUGGCGCUCUUUAUUGUUGGGACAUGCGGUAUGAUAGGCAGUGACGAUGUACUCGCCGCUUUCAUUGCGGGAAACGUUUUCACUAUUGACGACUGGUUUCGGCUAGAGACACUCGACGAUUCCUUGCAACCUACAAUCGAUAUGCUUCUCAACGUCUCCAUCUUUAUAUGGUUCGGUGCAGUGUGCCCUUGGCACAGCUUUGUUGACAACAGUGUCAUCCCGCUGUACCGGCUCGUCACUUUGGGGAUCCUCAUACUUUUAUUUCGGCGCUUGCCGAUCAUCCUAGCAAUGCAUACCAAGAUUCGGCAAAUUGAAGAACUGCGACAGGCAUUGUUUGUCGGAUUCUUCGGGCCUAUUGGUGUCAGCGCUAUCUUCUACCUCUAUGUCAGUCUUGAAUUCUUGGGUGACGUCAAGUACGCAAGAGUUGUUCGAGACGAUGCCGCCACUUUGGAAGAGGUUAUGACGGUGGUAAUUUGGUUCAUCGUAAUCUGCAGCGUGGUUGUGCAUGGAUUGAGUAUACCAUUAGGCAAAUUGGGGUUCUAUCUGCCUCGAACACUUUCCAGUGCACUUGAUACAGGUGAGCAGACUGAGCCGGCAUCGUUCCGUAUCCGUGAGCACGCAGAAGAGCUGGCAGUUGUGCCUCAGAGAGAAAAUUUGAGACCUCGUCAAUCUGAGAAUUCUCGUGCCAAGGGAUCCCCGCAACGACCGGCACAGCCAGUCUUUCGGAUUGGCGGAUCCGUCAUCCGAAGCGGGAGUCCCUCGGCCUCGUCAAGCGCAGAUACAACUUCCUGGGUCCCCCAUCAGGGUCUCUCUUCUACAAGUACAUUGUCGCGCGCUGAGGCGAAGGUACGCAGCAGCGAUCAGCACGAGGAGAGUCCUCAGGCUAGAACCGAUUAGCCCUGUCAAGUCACGACUGCACGUCAUCCCACGGAAUCCCACGGCAUCGCUCCUUCUUUUGCAUGAUUCAUUUGAUAGACAAAUAUAUGGCUCCAUGGCCGAUCACCGCAAUAUAGACGGAAGACAGUUGUCAAUCAGAUUGUAGCAUAGCUCAUUACUUAGCACUCCACU